CAAAGGGGAAUAAAUGAACGUGGGGGGGGUUUCUCCCAGCAUCGGUAUGCCUGCCUACCUCAUUUCCAGUCCAGACAUCGUUGCUACUACCUCUGGGUAGAAAUUACAGCUGAGGUGUGCUCUGUAUCUGUGUGUUUUAAGUAUCAGUCACCCUGCGCACUGCCUUCAUCCUCUCAGCUCACGGCAGUCUGCUGUGAUCUUACCGCGAAGGACCAGACAGGAGCUGAGACAAGAGCAAGCGGACUUGGAAGAGUGCUGAAGGAGAGGCAAGAACCAAGAGGCAAAAAGAAAAGAAGAAAGACAAGCAGGAGGACAGAAGGAACGGCAAUAAACAAGAAAUUUAAGGUCUCCUUCCCUCAAUUUUCUACGCGGCAAGUUACGCAAUAAUUUGUGUAAUGUAGUGACUCUGGACUUGAGACAGAUCAGAGAGAAAGCUUCAGUCUGUGCUCUCUGCAGCUGCAGCAGAUGUUGAAGACAUCUCUGACUUUAUAGGGAGCAGAGGCGUUUCAAGCAAAGGUUGGGCUGGAAUUCCUUUAAACAAAGUCACAUUUCUUUCCAUUUUUUCCUUUUUUGUGCCUUCAGCUGGGAAGUUUGCUUUACUGGAACGAAAAGAAGAAGAAAAGGAAUACACACAUUUAUUUCUUGUGUGUUAAUCUGUUUUUACCUUGGUGGUUUUUAGAUCUUUCACAGCUGCCUGAACCGAGGACAAACCAGGGGGGCUUCCUCACCGUUUGCUGUCCUUUCCAUCCCUCCUGUGUUUGAAAUGACAGAUGGUGGCAGUGUCAUCACAGAACCGCAGCAUGGAGCUUUUUUGUUUGGACUGAAACCACCCAGCUACUUUCACAACCAGCCAGCUACCUGUCAAAAUAGUGGCUUCUUUGGUUCAUUGUACCCGUGAAGGGCCCCUCAGACGUGUCUUCCUGCCCAAGAUGAUGAAUUCCUCUCUGGAUCCACUGAACCAGAGCUCUGCUGACCUGUCAAACUUAUCCGCUCCCUUCUGCCUGCUUGAGAUAGGCUAUUCGCAGAUUUUCACCACCUGCCUCCUUGAAGUCUCUAUCAUUCUCCUUCUCACUAUUCUCAUUAUUUCUGGCAACCUGGUGGUAAUUUUUGUGUUUCACUGUGCCCCCUUGCUUAGCCAGCACUCCACCAGUGCUUUCAUCCAGACGAUGGCUUAUGCUGAUCUGCUGGUGGGGGUUAGCUGCCUGUUCCCCUCCCUGUCCCUCCUCCAUCACCUACAGGGCCUUGAUCCCAAACUCACCUGCCAGGUGUUUGGGUACAUGGUGUCUGUUUUGAAAUCAGUUUCAAUGGUGUCGUUGGCGUGCGUGAGCGUUGACCGCUACAUUGCCAUCACACAACCUCUCACUUAUGCGUCCCUGGUGACACCUUGUCGAGUGCGCUGCUGCAUCGUUCUAAUAUGGUUGUACUCUGCUCUGGUGUUCCUGCCAUCUUUUCUCGGGUGGGGGAAACCUGGUUACCACGGUGAUGUGGUGGAGUGGUGCGCAGUUGAAUGGAGGACUCGUCCGGCUUUCACAACCUUUAUUGUUGCGCUGCUCUACGCCCCGGCUGCUCUCACCGUCUGUUUCACCUAUGCUAACAUCUUCAAGAUCUGCCGGCAGCAUACCCGAGAGAUCAGCGAGCGCCAUGCGCGUUACAGACCCCAACAGCUGCAGGGCCCGGGGUCGACUGUGGGAUGUGUGGGCAAGGACAGCAGUGCAGUGGAGCAAGGGCAGUUCCCCCACUUGUCCCAACCACAAAAAUCCCAACCCCAGUAUCAGCAGCCCACAUCAACAUACCCCGACAGGCGAUACGCUAUGGUACUGUUCCGCAUCACAAGCGUGUUUUAUAUCCUCUGGUUGCCCUACAUCCUCUACUUUCUGUUGGAGAGUGGUGGGGUCUACCAUCACCCUGCAGCCUCAUUCCUAACCACAUGGCUGGCCAUCAGCAACAGCUUCUGUAACUGUCUCAUCUACAGCCUCUCCAACUCUGCCUUCAGGAAGGGCCUCAAACGCCUCUGCUCCUUCUGUUUACAACGCAGUGGCAGUGGCUUCGGGGUUGGGAACACCAAAAAGGCUUUUGUUGGGUCUGUUGAAAAAGGAUGCGCAGGGCCGGGCUAUGGAUAUGGUCACAGGGACAUAGGAUUUGGCACAACAUGUCAUGUGUAAGGCACACGCAGAGGAAGAAAGUUGUGCAAAAUUGGCAUUUGAGCUUUUUAAAGAUGCCUGAUGUGAUUGCUGUAAAAUGUCUCCUCCUUUUAAGCUGAAAUGUCCCGGAAAGAGGCGUUAAUUUGCCACUGUUUCUGUCGCAUUUGGAGGUUGCACAGGCGUCCUCUCUGCACACACCACAGCUGGCAAAGACAGAGAAAGGGAGUCAGAAGCAAAGCGCUGAAGGAGAACAAGGCCUAAAUAGCCCUGCGAGGUGUUUUUAAAAUGGCCGAGGGAACCCAGCAUACUGUUAUGUGUCUGGACAGGGGUUCAGGGGACUAAAACCCUCUGGAGUGAGGUAAAAUUUGACUGAAAAACAUUUUAAUCUCUUCAUGGGAAGUGAAAUGUUAACUUAUUUUGCCAAAAUAAUGUUCCAAGAAACAUGUUCUCUAUGUGAAAUAAUGUGACCUUUGUCGUCAGAUUAUCAGCACAGUGUGAGUUUAAUGCAAAAAAGAAAAAAUUAAUGCAAACUGAACAACAGCUAAACGUUGAGGUGAACCAUCAGUUCUGAGCUCUUUAGAUAUGUUAUUACAUGCUUUUACCCCUUCAGUAUUUGAAUACUACAAGUGAUGCAACAGUGUGUUUGUGUAUUUAUUGUGUCUUUUGUGGUUGAUUGCUUUAGCUUAGCCAGUCAUAAAGAAAUGGAAAGAACUGAUGUAGGUCUGGAGCCACUACACACUGUCAUCUUAUGGAUGUUUGCAUUGAUUGAACUGAUUAUGGUUUGUCGGCAUCAAGACGUCAAUUCAGAAAAUUUGAAAAGAUUAUUUAUUGUUGUUGUGUAAGACAGAACACAAUGUCUUUAACUUGAUCGUGGGUUCACACAUUAAUCCUGCUGUUUGUGUAUUAUACAAGAUUCUGCCCAGCUUUGGUGUACGACUGUUAACCUGAAGAGGAGCAAAAGUAAUUUUCAGUGAAUCUGACCUUCAUGAGUUUUUAAAAUCUUUGUCUAAUUGCACCUUUUGUCAUUUUGAUGAUAACUAAACUUGUUUCGUAAACAUGUCCAAGGCAAAGCAAGACCAAGAAAGGAUGUAUAUUUACACUUGUUGUACAUUGAUUGUUGGUACAUUGUUGGGCUGUGUUUUUUUUGUUUUUUGUUUUUUUUAUAAAAGGCUUAUUUAAUCUAAGGUAAUAACAUUAAGCAUUUAGAUGGCCGACCCUUGAACUGUGAUCCUCUCCUCUCGUCUUUGAUCGGCUGGGUUGAAUAGUCAAAUGAGAGGUUGUAAGCGCGUGAUUGAAAAAAGUUCCACAUUACAUAUUUCUGCAAAUAAUUUACCGCAGUUCAAACCUUGGGGGUGUGCUGAACUGUGAGUGAAUAAUUGCCUGCAUUCGGGAACUAGUGCAUGCACACAGACACACACACAAACACACACCAACAUAGGAGAUUCACAUAUAAACAGAACAAACAAAUAGCCCAUUCACUCUGCCAGCAGGCUAACCUCUGCGUGGCACCAUGAGGGGAGAACAACCCCUCGGAUCCCUGGGAACAACAUGCAGUUGCUUGUGUGUUUGUGUAUGUGUGCGUGUGUGUGUCUUUUUCCGUCAUCUUGUCCCCAUGUGUAGUUUUGUGGUUUCUUUUCAGUCUAAACUCGAUAUUUAAUUCAAACUACCCAUGACCAAUAAUAAGCCGUAAAAUAUUCCAAUUGUACAUGGUGUGUCAUAAACUCAGUAGUUGUAAAAGGUUAUUGAACCAUGAAAACUCACAGAUAAUCUAGCUUUAUAAACUUAAAUCUCAUCUACCAAAGAAAGUUCAACAGAUAUUCUUAGAUUCUAUUUUUUUCUAAAUAUCUAAUAUAUAAAGAUUGAGUAAAAUGAGCGUGGAUGCGAGUCCACUGCACUGUGUUGGCUCAGUAAUGCCUUAUGUGCAUGAAUAUGACUGUUUCUCAGUAUAUAGUGAUAUAUUGUUGCCUUGACAAACAAAUGACAAUGAACUGCUGGGGAUGUAUUAUCCUCUCAUGUUUAGGGAGGGCUCAAUUUAUUGACGCGCGACUGUUUUCAGAGGGCACGGGCACGGACUGGAAAUUGUGUGCAUGUGAAGAGAUGAAAUGUUGAUCAGCCAGCCUCGAUUUAGUACAGAAUAACCUGAAUUUAUUAUGUAAAGUAAUUAAAAAAUGUGACUGUUAAUACAUUUUUUUUCUCAAACAGUUACAGUGAACUUUGCUCUGUAAAACUGAAAACAACUAGGAGCAAACUCACGACUCAAAACUUUUUUUUAUUUUCUUGCCUGUAUUCGUUCGUAUUUGUGUGUGCGUGUGUGUGUGUGUCUGUGUGUGUGUGUGAAUGUCAGUGCAGGUAUGUUGGGAUGCGACCAUUGGCUGAAUUGGACUGUUUACAGUGUUUUAGCAUGGGUGCUAACAGAGUUAACACCUCCCAUUGCUUUAUUAGCUGCACUUCCCUUGAGUAUACUGUAUUUUGUGACUGUGUGAGUAUGAUGUACAAUGGUGGUAGAUAGAGUCACAUGUUGUCUUUAAAUAUUUUGGCUGUUAUCUGUGAAGCAUUGCCAAAUGUUGUAAUCUUUCCUAUUUGUAUCUUCAUUUGUUCAGAAAUGGCAUGUACAGAAAUGGCAUGUACAGAAAUGGCGUGUACAGAAAUGGCGUGUACAGAAAUGGCGUAUUGAAUGUCUUAUUGUCAAACUACAGAAAUUUAUUUUUGUAAUAUUUUCAAGUUUCUUGUCACAUGUGAAGUGAUAAAUGAUUCAGACUGCAUGGUUACCCAUUGAAAUGAUUUAAGCUGUGUCUUAGUGAUGAUGCAGUUUGUUUUACUUGGAAGUCUCGCCACAUAGAAGAUGUCGUUUCCCACAGCAGUUAAUGGUACAAUUAUUGAGAAAUUGGUAAGAUUUAGGGCAAAGUUUCUUGGGAAGUUUUUAUGCCAAAUCAUGCUCACAUGGACAUUCAUACACACACACGCACACACACACACACAUUCCCCUCUUCCUGUGGGAAAACAAUUGGCUCCCAUGCUCUCAAGGGAACGACUGGCUGCAGCUGUGUGGACGUACACAUCCAUGUUGGGUCAAACUAGAGAGAACAAGAAAGAGUAUGGACACUAGGAUUAGUUCAGGAGGCCAUUUGUUGGUAAAAUGCAGCCCUCUGUUGUAUAAGAGGAAAUUUAAUUGUUGAUGGGGUGUACUACUAAGCAAGUACAUACUACAAAAAACAUUUAUCAUUAAUCAAUUAAAAAAAAGAAACUGGAUGGCCAUCUGCAGAUAGUGAUGUUCAGAAAACAAAGUUUGAAAAUAUAAGCAAUAGGUGCAAAGAGGGAAGAUUAAAAUAGUUGCCAUCUGCCAUAUUUAAGUUUUACAUCCUUAAUUGGCAUCUUAUGCAACCAGCUUUAAAUGCAUCCCCUCUUUUUGGUCUUAUGAACGGCGGGGUCCUAUUAAGUAACAAAUUAAGUUACAUCUUGUAUCAAGUAUGUGGCUUAUCGUAAAUCCAGAUACCAUUUUUACAGUUUUAUUUACAAAGGCACAAAAAAAUGGGGCCUCAUAUAAAACAAUAUAGAAAAGCAACUGGCACAAGUAGUUAUCUUGAACAUGUCGUUCUCUCCCUUCAUAAAACAUAACACUUUUACAACUACUGAAUACUGGUUGUGUAUUGUAUCUAUACAAGUAACAACUGUACAAUACUUGAACAGCCAGUACAGCCUCACUGUUAUAUUGCACUUUAACACUCUCUCUCUCUCUCUCUCUCUCUCUCUCUCUCUCUCUCUCUCUCUCUCUCUCUCUCUCUCUCUCUCUCUCUCUCUCUCUCUCUCUCUCUCUCUCUCUCUCUCUCUCACACACACACACACUCUCACACACACAUAUGCCCACGUAAUGGUAUUUUCUUAUCUCUCUUUUAAUAUCUGUCUUGGAUUUUCUUCUUUGUGGUAUUGAUAAUGAGCCACACCAGGCCUCUUCUAAUGGCUGACUUAUGAACCGGCUGUUUGGAGGAACAGAUUAUUAUCACAUUAGGACGAGACUGACCCGACCACUGUAACAACUUGGUCUGGAAACCUACCAAAAGACAUUUGCGCACAAUUGCUCACAGUAAACCAUGAUGCAUUUUUAAUUGUCAGAUUGAGCAAAUGAAGCCCUUACUGUUUUACCCUUUACCAUUCAUGACAAACCUUGUCAUACUUCACGUGUAACGGGUGUCGACUUUGUGAUGAGGGUUUUUUUUUUAUGCUGUACAGAUUGCUUUUAUAGAUGGAGAAUGGAUGAUGCAAAUGGUCAAACAUGUUUAAUUUUGUUGUCUUUGUGACAAAGAUAAGAUAUUUUUCAUUACAUGAUGCUUUGUAGGUGACAAGCCUAUAUGGUAUUGUAUGAUGUACAUGUUGUAUCUGUGCCGAGCAAAUAAAUGCAUUGUUAUCUCAGUGUA
This is a messenger RNA of Acanthopagrus latus (yellowfin seabream), 6553 nucleotides long. RefSeq names its product probable G-protein coupled receptor 21. NCBI's taxonomy places the organism in Eukaryota, Metazoa, Chordata, Actinopteri, Spariformes, Sparidae. The record is from RefSeq and is a predicted model, not a curated record. Gene Ontology annotation, cellular component: membrane. Bases 930 to 2162 code for a protein of 410 amino acids. Gene Ontology annotation, molecular function: G protein-coupled receptor activity. Gene Ontology annotation, biological process: G protein-coupled receptor signaling pathway. The transcript has a single exon.